AUGGCCACCCCCGCCCCAACCAAAAAGACCUUCACCAUUGGCACACGCAAGUCCAAGCUUGCCCUGCUGCAAACCGACUUAGUGCGUGCGGCUCUCCAGAAAACACAUCCCGACUAUGAAUUCAAGACCUUGACCAAGGAGACGGCUGGAGAUCUCAACACCACCAUUGCCCUGAAGGAUUUUACCUCGAAGAAUCUAUGGACCGAGGAGCUGGAAGAAUUGAUGAUUGGAGGCCAAGUAGACUUCAUCGUCCACUCCCUUAAAGGUAAAAGACGCAGGACCUGGUUGCCCCGCAUCAUCAUUGAACCCCACGCAAGCGAUACUAAUUUGACUUUCAAAUCCGCAGAUGUUCCUACUCUUCUCCCUGAGACGUGCACCCUGGGAAUGAUGAUGCCUCGUGAAGACAGCCGCGAUGUCUUUGUUGUGAAACAAGGGUUGCCCUACAAGAGUUUGGCAGAGCUCCCCGCCGGCUCCGUUGUUGGAACCUCCUCCAUUCGCCGCACGGCCCAAUUGGCGCGUAAAUACCCUCACCUGAAAGUUCAGGAUAUUCGCGGAAAUAUCGGAACUCGUCUGUCGAAGCUGGAUGCCGAGGACAGUCCGUAUACCUGUGCUAUCCUUGCCGCGGCCGGUCUGUUGCGCCUCGAUCUGCAGGAUCGCAUCACUCAGUACCUCGAUUCGAAGAACAGUGGAAUGCUCUAUGCCGUUGGACAGGGUGCUUUGGGAAUUGAGAUUCGCAAGGAGGACACCCUACUGUUAGAAAUGUUAACCAAGAUUGGUCACCAGGAGACUACCUAUGCUUGUUUGGCCGAGCGGAGCCUUCUGCGAACCCUUGAAGGAGGGUGCAGUGCUCCUCUAGGUGUCGAGAGCGAGUGGAUUGAGAGUGCGGGAUCAAAGAAGCUGCGUAUGCGGUCUGUGGUCGUUAGCGUCGACGGCCAGCAGUGCGCGCAAGUCGAGGUUGAUGGCGAUGUGGAUUCGGCUGAAAGUGCCGAGGCCUUUGGCGUCACAGUAGCGAAAGCAUUGGUAGAAGAAGGCGCUGGCGCAAUCCUGGAGGAAAUCCAGCGAAACAAGGUUGCCAAGGAAAGUGUUAUUGUUUAA
Molecule: messenger RNA, 1095 nt
Organism: Penicillium verhagenii
Lineage: Eukaryota; Fungi; Ascomycota; Eurotiomycetes; Eurotiales; Aspergillaceae
Product: Porphobilinogen deaminase N-terminal
Exons: 1
Coding region: 1-1095 (364 amino acids)
Biological process (GO): heme biosynthetic process
Cellular component (GO): cytoplasm
Molecular function (GO): hydroxymethylbilane synthase activity
Source: RefSeq, a predicted model, not a curated record